CGCCAUGGGCGGGGGGUCGGUGGAGUAGGAGUAGGAGGAGGAGGAGGAGAAAGAUGGAGGGAUGGAGGGAUGCGAUGCAAGAAAGAGGACGUGAGGAGGGAGAGAGGAUGAUGUAACCUUGGAGAGAACAGCAGAGGGAGCAGCAGCAACAUGGACUUCCUCUCUGCCGACAACCUGGCAGGACAGAACCUUCUAUCCAUCGUGUCCAGAGGGUCUGCCAUCAUCGCCGAGCUGCUGCGUCUCAGUGACAACAUCCCGUCGGUCUUCUAUCUCGCCGACAAGGCUGACCAGGCCAAGUAUGGGCCCCUCCUACAUGACUUCUCGUACCUGCGGAACAUGGAGCUCUACGAGAAUCGGAUCAGCUCGGACCCUCUCCUCAUCGACCUCGACGAGGAGUUCCGUGAGAGUCACAUGCAGCUGCUCGAGCGAUUCUUCAAGCUGUUCGAAUCGGUGUACAAGUACGUGAAGGACCUGACUAGAUACCUGGAGGACGUGGAGGAGGGGGUCUACAUUCAGCACAGAAUCGAAGACAUACUGGCAAGCGACAGCGGCAAGCAGCUGCUAGCAGAGGCCUACUACCUCUAUGGCUUGAUGCUCACCCUGAUGGACAACAGGAUCGAGGGUCCCGUCAGAGAGCGUAUGCUCAUCUGCUACUACAGGUACAAGGGGUCCUCCGACAGCCACAGUGCCGUAUGCAACAUUUUCCGCAGCUCGGGGUACCUUCCUUCCUCCCAGAAGAGGCCUCCUCGGUACCCCGAGGAUUUCUUUGCUCGACUGGCUCCUCCGAUCCCCGUGGCUCGGAUGGUGAUCAACAGGCUGCGAUCCGACGAUAUUUACAGCCAGAUGAAGGAGUGGCCGAACCCGGAGCAUCGGUGCACUGCCUUGGCGACUCAGGCAGCGAUCUUGUACAUUAUUCUCUUCUUCGUUCCGGACAUCCUUCACAAGGAGUUUGCGACGAUGAGAGAGAUUGUCGACAAACACUUCUCUGACAACUGGGUCAUCUCCUUCUACAUGGGUUUCGUCGUCGAUCUCAGUGUCAUGUGGGAGCCGUACAAGGCAGCAUCCUCCGCCCUCAAGAACACGACGGAGACGAAGCUAGUUAAGGAGAUCCAUCGGACGCAGCUGGAGCGAGUGGAGGAGCAGCUGAAGCAGCUCAGCGAGUACCUGACUGAGGGCAUCUUGGUCGAGGAGUUCAUCCUUGACCAGGGGCACAAGAUCCUCAAUUGCCUCCGGAACUCGAACGCAGCUAUCCGCUGGACGAUGCUGCACCGGAACUGCAAGAACAAGAAGCUCAGGGACGUGAUCAGCGCCGGGCCCAACCCCGAGAAGAUCCUGCUGCUCCUCAUGCGGACGGCCCAGCUGGAGUUCAAGGUUGGGGACCUGUAUAAGGCGCUGCUGGAGGGGAAGGAGACGAGGUGGAAGAAGGCGAAGGAGGAGUGCGAGGACAGGCUGAGGGAGCUCUCGCACUUCUUCUCGGGGGACCAGAUGCUGACGAGGGCAACGAAGGAUGAGAAGCUCAAGGAUUGGUUCGCCAGCCUUGCGGCUGAAGUCUCCUCCCUAGAUCACCAGGACUCGACGCUGGCAGGGAGGAAGAUGCAGCAGCUGGCAGCAGCGCUGGAGGACGUGGAGCAAUUCCACCAGAUCGAGACGAACUCGCAUGUGAAGCACUUCCUGGCGGACGCGCGGUCGUUUCUGAAGCAGAUGGUGAGGAUAGUGAACGUGAAGGAACAGAUGCUCAUUACCCUGGCGUCCAUCGGGGACCUGAGCUACGCCUUUGACAUCAUCUCCGACUACGUCCACCUCAUGCACCAGCAGAUCAAGCGGGACCCCUUCUCCGUCCUCCUCCUCCGCGCCACCUUCCUCAAGCUCGCGUCUGUGCUCGAGCUUCCACUGAUCCGCAUCAACCAGGCAGGGAGCGAGGACCUGACGAGCGUGGCCGAGUACUACAGCAGCCAGCUGGUGGCGUUUGUGCGGAGGGUGCUGGAGGUCAUCCCGGUCAACGUCUUCCUCAUCCUCAACGAGAUCAUUAGCGUGCAGACGAGCUCGAUGAAGCAGAUCCCCUCCCGCCUCGAGCGCGCGCAGCUCAAGGAGUACGCGCAGAUGGAGGAGCGAUACAAGCUCGCGCGCUCCACCCACCAGGUCUCCGUCUUCACCGAGGGCAUCCUCGCCAUGGAGAAGACGCUCAUGGGGAUCGUGGAGGUUGACCCGAAGCAGCUGCUGCAGGAGGGGAUCCGGAAGGAGCUGGUGCGGCAGAUCUCCAUGGCCCUCCACGGCAUCCUCAUCUUCUCGAGCGGCAAGGUAGAGGAGUUCGAGAUGCGCCUUGAGGAGCUGAGGAGAAACUUGGACGGGUUCCGGCUGUCGUUCGAGUACAUCUCAGACUAUAUCAACCUCUACGGGCUCAAGAUCUGGCAGGAGGAGUUUACAAGGAUCAUAGACUUCAACGUGGAGCAGGAGUGCAACGUGUUCCUCAAGAAGAAGACCUAUCCCUGGGACAGCAGGUUCCAGUCCACCGCCAUUCCCAUCCCCCUCUUUGCUCCCGUCGACGAACACUCGGUCUCCUUCGUCGGCCGCCUGCUCCGCGAGAUCCUCCUGCAGACGGACUCGCACAAGUCCUUGUUCCUCACCUCUCACAGCGGCUGGUUCGACAUGAGCGGCCGGGAGAUCUUCGGCAUCAGGACUUGCGCCAUCCUGCACCGCAGCUUGGGCACAGCUGGGAUCAGGGGGCUGGACAAGACCAUCUCCUUCAUGAUCGUCCGCGAUCUCAACGACGUCAUGCGCUUCUACCGCCGCCAGGUGCUCGAGGGCCUCAAGGUCCUCCUCCCCGAGCUGCAGAGCGAGCUGAACCCCACCACAACCCUCCCCGCCAUGGCCGCUCGGAUCUACAGCAACGCGCUCGCCCGCACCAGCCGCCUCUGGCCGUGGCUGUCAGAUGUUCUCGCGCGCAUUGGACAGGCCCAGCUGCUCCGACGGCAGUUUGCGGCCGAGCUGAACUUCGUGGGAAAGUUGGACUCGGCGACACUCUCAGGAGCGCUGGAGGUGAUGAACCAGGCCCUCCUCAGCGACAUCGCGAUGCACUACAAGCAGCCGGAGACUCACGCGUACCCUUCGGAAGAGAAGCAGCUGCUGCCCCAGCUCGCUCCCUUCCUCGACGCCCUGGGGUUGUCGUCCCCAAUGCUCAAGAUCUACGUGACCACGGAGCCGCUGGAGGGGAUCGCCUGCUUCAUCGCCCUCUUCGUCAUCUCCCUCGCUCCCAUCCUGAGCUACAACAAGAAGCUGGGGACCCUGCAGGUUAAGGAUCGCAACCUCACCCUCGACGGCUCCACCAUCAUCGUCGGCGUCGCCACCUUCCUGCGGCAGUUCCACUCGUCGAACACCCACAAGUUCAUCGCCUACCUCGCCCAGUACGUUCGCUGUCAGGUAAUCAUCACCUCCAAGGACGCGAAGCUGCAGGAGCUCCCGGGCGAGGUCGCCAGCAUCCUCAUCUUCCUUGACGAGUUCUGCCGCUAUGGGGAGAUCAGCAGGUCGCUCGUCCGUCAGCACCUGCCCCCCUACGUGUUUGAUAAGUUUCCUGUGCAGUGA
Guillardia theta CCMP2712 is the source of this 3579-nucleotide messenger RNA. RefSeq lists its product as hypothetical. Bases 151 to 3579 code for a protein of 1142 amino acids. Gene Ontology annotation, biological process: regulation of actin nucleation; endosome fission; endosome organization. The record is from RefSeq and is a predicted model, not a curated record. The transcript has 3 exons. Gene Ontology annotation, cellular component: endosome; WASH complex. Lineage: Eukaryota; Cryptophyceae; Pyrenomonadales; Geminigeraceae.